AUGCCACGCUCCUUCCCAAAUAUCUCCCGGCCUCUUGACGGCUUGUGCCUGCUCACCGGCAUCCAGCCCGGGGCCCAGCGUGUGAAACCCUUCAUCCACCGCCUCAAAGCACGCACGGCUUCCGGCCUUUCCGCUUCCAUCUGCAGCCCUGCAGAGCUGCUGCCCCACACUCUGGACCUGCAGCUGAGCAGAGUGUCCAAACACAUUUCUCCUUGGAUAGGAAGGAAGCUUGGAGAACUGGAGGUCACUCAAGGCUAUGAAGCAGUAACACCACCUACGUCAGAGGGGUCACUCACCCACCCCUGGGCCUGUGGCUCAGAUGCUCUGCCCUCCACCCCGACUUCGAGUCUGCCUUCGGUCGGACCUGUUCUAUUAUUUACCCUAAUUCUAUCACUCUGUUCUCUUACAGUUCCCUGUGUUGGGCAAAGUGCCUGGCUGCACCUCCGAGCCUGGCCAGACCCCGUGUUCGAGGGAGACGCCCUGACUCUGCGAUGUCAUGCAUCGGCCAACAAGGUCCUGUCCCAGGUGAAGUUCUACAAAGACGGAAGAUUACUCCAAACCCCGAAGACCAGAUGGUCCCUGUCCGUGGGGACGGCUACCCUGGAAAGCAGCGGCCAGUACAGCUGCUCUGGGAAGGUGGCCUACGUCCCAUACCUGGGCAGACAAACCUCAGAGCUGGUCAAGGUUCAAGUCCAAGAGCCGUUCCCACCUCCUGUGCUGAGCGCUGUCCCCUCUCCCGAGCUCCGUGAGGGGAGCCCCCUGACCCUGAGAUGCCAGACGAAGCUGCACCCCCAGAAGUCAGCCUCGAGUCUCCUCUUCUCCUUCCACAGAGAUGCCAGCACCUUGCGGGACUGGGGCCCCCACCCGGAGUUCUACCUCCCAGGAGCCCAGGAGAGAGACUCUGGGCUUUACUGGUGCCAGGCCACCCUUGAGGGUGGUGUGGCCCAGAAGCAGAGCCCCCAGCUGGAGGUCAGGGUGCAGGUUCCUGUGUCCCAGCCUCUACUCACCCUGAGACCUGGCCCCACCGGCCUCGCUGUGGGGGCCAUGGUGGAGCUCCUCUGUGAGGCCCAGAAGGGCUCCCCUCCGAUCUCGUACUUGUUCUACCUGGACGGGAAGAUCCUAGGGAACAUCUCCUCUCCCUAUGGAAGAGCCACCUGCUUCCCGGUCACCGUGACGUCAGAGCAGGAUGCCAGAUACUCCUGCCGGGCAGAGAAUUAUGUUUCCGGAGAGACCAGUGAGCCCAAGAUACUCUCCCUGGAUGCACUCAUGGUCACCCCUACCUGGGGCUGGUCUGCCCCCAGCAGCCCCCACUGGCUGGUUGCCGGGCUGUCCGCGAGCCUGCUUGGUGUGCUGGUCAUCGCCACUGCGCUUCUGGCUUGCUUCAGACCCUGGAGAAAAGCUGGUCAGUAACCUUUUUGACUUUCUUGGUGGUUGAAUCCCUAGGCCGGGCAUUACCCAGCCUUUGGAAGG
Molecule: messenger RNA, 1470 nt
Organism: Herpailurus yagouaroundi (jaguarundi)
Lineage: Eukaryota; Metazoa; Chordata; Mammalia; Carnivora; Felidae
Gene: FCRL6
Product: Fc receptor like 6
Exons: 9
Coding region: 1-1410 (469 amino acids)
Biological process (GO): immune response; cell surface receptor signaling pathway
Cellular component (GO): external side of plasma membrane
Molecular function (GO): transmembrane signaling receptor activity
Source: RefSeq, a predicted model, not a curated record